Messenger RNA from Manacus vitellinus (golden-collared manakin), 10089 nucleotides. RefSeq names its product ring finger and CCCH-type domains 1 (gene RC3H1). NCBI's taxonomy places the organism in Eukaryota, Metazoa, Chordata, Aves, Passeriformes, Pipridae. The record is from RefSeq and is a predicted model, not a curated record. Gene Ontology annotation, molecular function: metal ion binding. Bases 158 to 3550 code for a protein of 1130 amino acids. The transcript has 20 exons.
AUUGGAUUCCGGGGCGAGGGUUAUGUUUCACACUAUGUGCUGACUGUCUGUACUUACAGAAGAUAUUUAAAAACGAACAGACUUUUUUUUCCCAAGAUUUUGAUUCCAGUGGAAUCUGUGCUUUAGAUUUUUGUCUUGUCGAUUAACUCCUGAAGCAAUGCCUGUACAAGCUCCACAAUGGACGGAUUUUCUCUCCUGCCCAAUUUGCACACAGACGUUCGACGAAACCAUCCGGAAGCCCAUCAGCUUGGGUUGUGGCCACACCGUCUGCAAGAUGUGCCUCAACAAGCUCCACCGUAAGGCAUGUCCCUUCGACCAGACCACUAUCAACACAGACAUUGAACUCCUCCCUGUGAACUCGGCCCUGCUGCAGCUAGUGGGUGCUCAGGUUCCUGAGCAGCAGCCAAUUACUUUAUGCAGUGGAGCUGAAGACACCAAGCAUUAUGAGGAGGGCAAGAAAUGUGUGGAAGAAUUGGCAUUGUACCUCAAACCACUCAGCAGUGCCAGAGGUGUGGGUCUCAACAGUACUACUCAGAGUGUUCUGAGUCGUCCCAUGCAGAGGAAACUUGUGACAUUAGUCCACUGCCAGCUGGUGGAGGAGGAAGGGCGGAUCAGAGCCAUGCGAGCGGCGCGGUCACUGGGCGAGAGAACAGUCACAGAGCUCAUUCUCCAGCACCAGAACCCUCAGCAGCUCUCUUCCAACCUCUGGGCUGCAGUGAGAGCCAGAGGCUGCCAGUUCCUGGGGCCAGCAAUGCAAGAGGAGGCUUUAAAGCUGGUCCUGCUGGCUCUGGAAGAUGGAUCUGCUCUGUCACGAAAGGUCUUGGUUCUCUUUGUGGUGCAGAGGCUGGAGCCCCGAUUCCCUCAGGCUUCCAAAACUAGCAUUGGGCACGUUGUCCAGCUCCUGUACAGGGCCUCAUGCUUCAAGGUGACAAAGCGAGACGAGGAUUCCUCCCUGAUGCAGCUGAAGGAGGAAUUUCGGACCUACGAAGCUCUGCGGAGGGAACACGACUCCCAGAUAGUUCAGAUAGCCAUGGAGGCGGGUUUACGCAUCGCCCCAGACCAGUGGUCCUCGCUGCUCUACGGAGACCAGUCUCACAAAUCCCACAUGCAGAGCAUCAUCGACAAGUUGCAGACCCCAGCCUCAUUUGCACAGAGUGUUCAGGAAUUAACUAUUGCUCUGCAGAGGACUGGAGAUCCAGCUAACCUGAAUCGUCUGCGACCUCACCUAGAGCUCCUGGCAAAUAUUGAUCCCAGUCCAGAUGCUCCACCUCCAACAUGGGAACAACUGGAAAAUGGACUAGUUGCUGUGAGAACUGUGGUUCAUGGCUUGGUUGAUUAUAUCCAGAAUCACAGCAAAAAAGGAACAGAUCAACAACAGCCCCCUCAGCACAGCAAGUACAAGACAUACAUGUGCCGAGACAUGAAGCAGAGAGGAGGAUGUCCCCGGGGGGCCAGCUGCACCUUUGCACACUCCCAGGAGGAGCUGGAAAAAUUCCGUAAAAUGAACAAACGUCUGGUUCCCAGAAGACCCCUGAGUGCCUCGCUGGGCCAGCUGAACGAGGUGGGCCUGCCUUCAGGAGCUAUCCUCUCAGAGGAGGGGGGAGUGGACUUGCCCAAUAGGAAAACCUCUGCCCUGCCAAAUGGAAUUGUGUCAACAGGCAGCACGGUGACACAGCUCAUCUCUCGAGGGACUGACUCAGGUUAUGAAACCGCUCUGAAGCCCGGGAAGAUGGACCAUCUGAGUAGCAGUGCCCCUGGAUCCCCUCCUGACUUGCUGGAAUCUGUCCCCAAGAGCUCUAUUUCUGCCUUACCAGUGAACCCUCAUCCUGUGCCCUCCCGGGCCCCAGCAGAUCUGCCCUCAGUGUCUGUCACCAAGCAGUUGCAGAUGGUACCACGAGGGUCUCAGUUGUACAAUGCUCAACAAGCAGAUAUGUUUUACCAAGACCCUAGAGGAGCUGCCCCACCAUUUGAGCCAGCGCCCUACCAACAAGGAGUGUACUACCCCACGCAGUCCAUGUCCCGCUUUGUCCGGCCGCCUCCCUCGGCCGCCGAGGCGGGCACCCCGUACCUGGAACCGUACGCGCCGUACCUGCCGGAGCGCGUGGUGAGCCCGCAGUACCCGCAGCCACAGCAGUACCCGCCGCUGGCACAGCCCCUGUACCCCCCGCACUAUGACAGCCGCCGUGUGUACCCCCCGGUGCCACCCUACCAGCGCGAGGACGUGGUGCGGGGCAGCCCCGUGCCCAUCGACAUCCCACCUGCCGCCGUCACCCCCUACGUGCCCGAGGCCAGAGACAGAUACCAGCAAGCAGAGGCAUAUUGCCCGGUGGCUCCGCACCUCGGCCAGAUCAGGCCUUCGUGCCACAGGCCUCAUCCCAGCCUGGAUGAACUUCACCGACGAAGGAAAGAGAUCAUGGCCCAGCUGGAGGAGAGGAAGGUGAUUUCUCCACCUCCUUUUGCACCGUCGCCAACCUUGCCUCAUCCUUUUCACUCAGAGGAGGUUUUUGUUUUUGUACAGUACUUGGAUGAAGACCUGAAGGUAGCUGGGAAAUACAAAGGAAAUGACUACAGCCAAUACUCCCCCUGGUCCUGUGACACCAUCGGCUCCUACAUUGGAACCAAAGAUGCAAAACCCAAAGAUGUCGUGGCGGCGAGGAGUGUGGACAUGGCGAACGUGGACAGCAAAGCCAUGCGUGAGCAGCGGCUGGACCUGCAGCGCCGGGCGGCCGAGGCUGGUGACGACGAUCUCAUUCCCUUUGGAGACCGACCGACUGUGUCGCGCUUUGGGGCCAUCUCCCGCACUUCCAAAGCCAUGUACCAGAACUCCGGGCCCAUGCAGGCCAUGGCGGUUCAGGGAGCUGCCACCAAGUCCAUCAUUUCAGACUACAGUCCUUAUGGAACUCAUGGUGGCUGGGGAGGCUCUCCAUAUUCUCCUCAUCAAAAUAUACCUUCUCAGGGACGUUUCAAUGACAGGGAGAGGCUGUCCAUGUCGGAUGUGGCUGGUCACGGGAAGCAGUUGCCCUCAGCCGAGCGAGAGCAGCAGCUGCGCAUGGAGCUGCAGCAGGUGGACCAUCAGAUCAGCCAGCAGACACAACUGCGGGGACUGGAGGCUGUUAGUAACAGGCUGCUGUUGCAGAGGGAGGCGACUACCCUGGCAGGCCAACCACAGCCCCCACCCCCGCCUCCCAAGUGGCCUGGGAUGAUCUCAAGUGAACAGCUGAGCUUGGAGCUACACCAGGUGGAAAGGGAAAUUGGGAAGAGAACCCGUGAGCUGAGCAUGGAGAGCCAGUCUUCAUUGGAUAUGAAAAACAAACUGGGCACCGCUAAACAGACAGAAAAUGGACAAUUAGAGCCACAAAGCAAGGUUCCAACUGAGGACCUCGCACUGACAUUCAGCAGUGAUGUUCCGAAUGGGUCGGCUUUGACACAAGAGAACAUUGGCCUCCUGUCAAACAAGGCGGCGUCUCUGAGCUUGUCAGAGGAGCCUGAGGGAGGAGGGGACAGCCACGACUCCCAGCGAGCCGGAGUCACACCCACAUCUGCUCCAUGAAGCCAGGCCAGCACACCCCGAGCUCCUCCUGCCAGGGUGGCAGCACCUUCCAUCACGUUUUUUUUCCAGGGGUAAUUGGAGAAAGCCAGGAGCAGCAGCAGUAGCAGAGCAGCAGGUCCAGAGGCAAUGUGCACAAACACAACUACUAGAAACAAAUCCUGCACAUAGUUCACAUUAACGCAUUUUUUAAUUAAAAAAAUGAAAAUUAGCAGUAUCUGCAAGCAAUUCAAAUUAAAUUUGUUUUUGUUCUGUGAAUGAACUUUAUUUUAAUAACUUUGGACGCCUUGAAUCCCAGGGCUUAAAAAAAAAGAUAUUAUAUAUAUACUCUGUUUGAUUAAUUGUAUGAUCUUAAUGAAGUAGGUUUUUUCUUUUAUUUUGGUAUUAUUACAUACCCAGUGCAUAAUUCCUUAUCACCUUAAUUUCUCAAUGACUAAAACAAUCUGGCCGCUUCCUUGUGUGGUUUAAGAGUAAACAAGGAAUGAGGGUUGGAGAGUAGCUGUGAAAUUGCAGCGUCAAAAGAUGUGCAGCAAACUUCAUUCUUCCCAUUGUGGCCAGGAGCUGAACCCCAGCUUCUUACUUAAAUCGUUGAAUUUAAACUACAAGUGACAGAAUCCUUGCAAUUCAGCAGGUGUUGUGGUUUGGUUUUUUAAAGGUGGCAUUGUUUAAGGUCUGUAUGUUAGAAAUUGGCACCUGAGAGUCAGCCUGCAGCUUGUCUGUCAGUGCUGCAGUGAAUCCUUCCUGGAUUCUCCUUUCCUAAGGAAAAUAUUGCAUCAAAAUGGCCACUGGAGGUGCAGCACAAAUCCUGCCAGAAGUACUGGGAAGCAAAUUUGCUUGACAGAUCCAAUGCUUUUCCAAGUAGAUGCUUUGUAAGUAUAAGCUGGAGAAGCCAUCAACCUUUUUUGAUGUUUUCUUUAAAAAUUAAAGAAAUGAAAGAUUUUAUUCUUGCUGCACGUUUUUUGACUCCUUUGACAUACACUAGGGUGAGACCCUGGAUACAAAGAACCCUGGAGAACGAUUUUAAAGUGCUGCUCCCUCUGCACCUUCUUGGCCUGUGUUCUCUUUUUUUUUUUCUGGGUUAGACUACUAAAUGGGAAAGCACUGGUUAUGUAAUAAAUUACUGCAUUGCUUUGGUUGGGUAAAGCAAGAGUUAUUGAAUUUUCUUGGGUUUUAGUUUUUUUCCUUAACCUUAACUCCUGCUGAGGUCGUAGCAACCUUGGGCUAAGCUUUGCAUUCAUCAUACUGUUAAAUAAAACAAAAGGGGGGGUGGGAGGGGAUACAGUCUCACUAUUGCCUACCAGUAGGAGAGUCCAAACAGAAGACUCUUUUGAGUAGCAAUUAUUUAAUUUGCCCAGUCAAGGCACCGCGUUUAUAUACUAUUUCACAUUGAAUUUGAUUAUGCCCUACAGACCUGGCUGGUCAAGGAUUUGAUACACAUAUUGGCUUGGGAUUCGAGCUUUCUUUUUUAUUUAAAUAAAAAUUUAUAUAUAAAUAUAUAUAUACAUAUAUACAUAGUUAUAUCUGUAUAUAUAUUGGGUAUGUUUUAAGAAUUUUUUCGCAUGAGCGCAGCUGUUGUGAUCAAAUGUCUGGGAGGUAGAAGCACUGAAUGAAAAUAAAGGCAUUUUUCAGCUCACACCCCCCACUCUCCAUAUGUCUUCACAUGGGUUUAUUUCACUCUUAGUUGAACUUUGGCCUCUGCAUUGCCAAGAGUAGUUUGAGGCUUGCUUUGUUUUCUAGCCCCUCCUAACUUUGGGCAAAGAACCAUCUUUGCACUAGAGCAGCUUCACCUCCAGCUUGUCCCCACCCAUCCGUACCUGCUGCUUGAGGCCAAGCAUUCCAGCCGCUCCCCUGGAGACCAGCAGGGCUGGGGGGAUGCAGUUAUGAGUCUGUUCCUCCCUUCUCUGCUCUGGCCAGGAGGAUGAUGAAGGUGUUUCCCUGGCUGCCUGCUUCCAAGUCACCUGGCACAGGCAGCCUGCCCUCUCCUCCCAUCAUUUAGUGCAGAGCACCACCCUCAAGUCAGCCUUCUCCUUGGUUUUAAUUAGUUUAUACCUUCCUGCUGUGUCUAUAUUAACACAGGAAGCUCACCUUAGUCGAGAUAUUUAGUGCAAUAUUCUAAACUAGGAGGACAAGCCCAGAAUGUUCCUUUUUUGACUGCAGUAAUUGUGGAUGUAAAAUUAAUUUUCAAAGACGGUUACAAUAGGUUUGACUCCCAACAGAUUCAUUUGCAACACUAGGAAGAAAAUCUGGAGGGCGAAAACCUUUUUACCUUUUAUUUAACUAGUUCUCUUGCCAGAUUAGGGAUUUUUCCUUUCUCCACUUUUUCUACUGGGAGUAAUUCUGCAGUACGAACUACUCAGAUUGCUGGCCUGCAUAUGGUGAAUGCUUCCAAAACUUGGGGAUUAGAAAAGAGACCUUACUGUUUUGGGUUGUUUUUUUUUUCUCUUUCAUCCAACUGUCCGUGCUGUACUUCGUGUGUAGUGUCCUUGUUGUGAUCAGUGUGUCCAGGUGAAUGCCCUGUUUGCCCAGAAUUAUAGUUUGGCUUGUUAAAUAGUGUGUUUAAUAUCUACUAACAGUAUUGAUUUUUAGCUUUGGUUCUUCCCCUCCUCCUUUUCCCCUUUUUCUGCCUUUUUUUUUUUCUUUUUGCAGAAGUUAAGUUGAUUAAAACAAGUUGAACAGCAAAGUGCAGUGCAUGCUUUUCAGUCUUUUUCUGAAAACUGCACGUGAAAUGUUCCCUUUUUGUGGAAAAACUGGGAGAACUCAGAGAACAGAGAGCUCUCCAUGCAGUUGGCAGCAUUGAUGGUUACAGCAAAUAAGCUGAAAGUCAAAAUGUCUGGAGCGACUCUAUCCUGCUACGGUCAUUGCUAUAGCCCAUCACUGUCCCAUUUGUACAGGAGUGCUGCCCACCUCUGUGAAAUCAGUCUUGGCUACGGAUUGCUUUAGUUCCUUCUACCUGGGCAAGAAGGAGCAGUAUUACCAUGGUGUUAGGGCACUGCUGCAUCCUUUGGUAGGUAGAUGGAAUUUCCUACUGCACCAGACAGCUCUUAACCCUCGCUGAUACCUGGGUUCCAGCCCCGGCACGGACAAACCCCCCCAAAUAGAAAGCUUCAAGCAGAAGGUUGAGCUUCAGUGCAUCAGUGAUACAGUCAGUGUAGAAAUGUCUGUUUAUUCUGUAGUGUUACUUUCCUUUUCCUGUCAACAUCUCUUCUUCCUUUCCUGUGACCUAGUUCUGAUUUCUUAAUAGGAGAAAUUUAACCUGUUUCUUCUGCCCCUCUUACCUGCUGUCCCAUUUCAGUGUAGGACUAGAUCAGAGCACCUUUCAAGCUUGCAGCACAGUUAUCCCCUUCGUUCUCAAGAUCUUUUCUGUCUUGUUUUUUCUGAGCCUUCACUCCCUUUUUUUUUUUUUUUCCUCCUUUCCUCCUGUGGCUUGCCCAUCCACCCUCCCUGGUUGUGUAACAGUGACAGCUUGCUGCCUCAAAACAGAGCAUUCAAAUGAAUUCGCUUAGCCAAUAACUUCUGUGAAGUUGCCUUUUCUAAUGGUGUUAUUACUCAGUGAUGCACAAAUGUGAUAUUGCCCCUACUGGUAGGCAAACGGGGGAUCUGUAUAAACAUGAUAGACUGCUGUUUUCUUUAAAGGAGAGCCAAAGACUUGUGCUUUACACUUUUUUUUCCCCCUGAUGUAGCCAUUUUGAUUGUCAAGCGUUUGUAGGGUAUCGUGAGUUGACUGUAUUAUCCUAAUAACAAUUUCCAGAAGUUAAUGAUUGUCAAGCCUUGCCCAUGCAUUCAAUUGUGGAAAAUCAUUCCAUUGAGUCAUACAAUUUGCAAUGUACUGACAUGUAUCUGGGGUGUUGUGAUGUACUUUCAGUCUCUCAUGCACUCUCUCAGCUGAUGGAAUGGCUCAUUUGGAGAGGGAGAAGGAACAUAGAAAUCUCAUAAUCCAAGAAGCCUUGUCUUUAAGUGUUUAAAUCUAAAUUGAAUACUGAUGGAAAAUCUCUUCAGUUACAUUAAAAGAUAAAUCUGUGUUACAAACGUGACUGACUUUUAAGCCCAUUGGAACUGGAAAGACUUGUCAGACUUUACAUUACAUUAAAUUAGAUGUACAAGAACCAAACUUGUAUGGUCAUAUUGUCUCUUGACAGCACAAACUGAGUAAGGUGGGGCAAAUUCUUGUCUUAAAAAAGGGCCAGGACAGAGGCUCAAGGGCAGGAGUGCCAGCUUCCUUCUUUGCUCUAAAAUAGGGAAAACACCCAGACAUAUAAGCAGUGUGCAAGUUUUGUGCUUGUCUGUGUGUGUAUGAGGAAGUGUUUGUCGUCCUAGGAUAGACAGAGCAGUGCUAGGCCAUGAUUCAAGUUCUGUCAUAAUCCACUUCCCAAAACACAGCCUUCCAUUUUGCCUCCUAAUGUUGCUGAUAUAAAAACAACCAAAAAACCUCAGUGUGUCAGCAACUUAAUUUCUUGUAUCGUAAUAUAUCAAGUUACCUGGAUGAAAAAAAAAACAACCCAGGAAGCAAAAGUUGUUGAGUUGACAUGAAUUGGAAAAACAUCUGCCUCCCUUGAGUAAUGUAAACUGAAUUUCUGAGGGAAGUGAAGCAGAUCUUCUGAGCCACCUUUUGGGUACAGCCUUGGUGCCAAGAGCUGGGUGGUUGUUACUUGUAAAUCAACAUACUGAUUAUUUUGUAGCACAAAUUGAUUUGCUCUCACAUCAAGUAGACACUGAAAUGUCAAAAAUAUCAUUGGGAGUUCUCUUUUCCAUAGUCAAGUGUUACCAACUGCAUUAUUUUCUGUGGGAAUACCAAUGGAUGAAAGAGGCUGGAGUAAGUUAGUUCAAAUUACACAGUAGAAGUAAGGAAUUUUGGAGAAUGUUAUUGCAGUACAGUGUCCUUACACAGUUAACAUAUGGUCUUCAUUCUUCUGUAAGAAGAAGAAUGUAAUUGCUUAGUGUUGUCACAGCCUCCAAGGCACUUCUUGUGAUGCAAGUAGAGCUUAAUUAGCAGGGAAAGGAGAACAAACUUAAUGCUUAUUUUGUUUGUAAUAUAAUUUCCUAAUGGCAAGUGUGAUAUCAUGUCGUGGGAAGUCUUUGAACAAUGGUAAGCAAAGAGGCUGCAGCUUUUCCUGAAAUUUCCCAAAAAAACAAGCAUGUAGCAAUGUGGAUUUGUCUGCAUAGGAACAUCCCAGUCAUUUGAAGCUUAAAGUAUGUGGCCAUAAUAUUCAAAAUUGUGUGCCUGUAGCUUAGUAACAUGGAUAAUUAACUGAUCUUUCCCAGACAAUCUUUGCAAUUCCAGUGAGUUUGUGUAUGAUUUGAGUGCCAAUUGCCAAGUGUUCAGCAGUUGGGAAGGUUUAGGUGACAAGGUACAUCCAGCAAGGCAGCUUUCUUUGGAUAUACCAUAUCGAUGUUUUCAUAUGCCAGGAAACAACUGAUUCUGAGAUCUGAAAGCUCUAGGAAAACACAAUUAUCAACUUCAAUUUGAAACAUGUAGUGUUGGGAGAGAUGGAAGCAACAGGUGCUGCAGUGUCUCUGGAAAUAAAAAGCAUUAGACAUGGUGGAAUUACAUGUGAAAUAUAUAUGGGGAAAAUAUAUCUGUAAGCAAAAAGGAAAAAGAAAAUCUUGUGGAAUAUUUGAUGUUUAAGAAAUUAUUUGCUUCUUUGUAAUGUUAAAAAUACCUAAUUUAUAGUUCUGUGGCAGACAGUACUCACAAGUCUUUGGCAUCCAAACCAGACUGUGUAUUGGAUGGAUCCCACAACUGGAUGUGUGUGCUGACCUCUUUAUUUGUAGCUUUUUAAAAAGAAACUUGGCAGCAGCCUUUUAAAAAUGUGUGAAGCAACCUGAGGGAGAGGAGGAGAAGCCGCCCCGUUCACCUCCCAGCUGCUGCCCAGCUCACAAUUGGGACCGUUCACCCGCAGCCUCUCGCAGGUGAAGCUGCUCAGCUUGGGCAAAUCAAAUGAUUUUGAGGGUUUUUCCUAAUUUUAAGGAGUUCCCAUUCCCCCUUUGGCUUCUGCUUGCUGUGUAAGCAGCCUCCAUGCUAAAAGGAGCUUUCCUUGCAGUCGGCUUAGCAACCGUGCUGUAGCUUGGCUGUUCUUCCCUGUUUCCUGUAACUGGUAGUGGAGUGUCGAGCUCUCUCCCCAUUGUAUUUGCUGCUGUGGGGAGGAAGACGUAAGAAAAGGCACAUGUGAGAGGAGGGAGGAAGAACUGUGGGAUCUCUACAACGGCUCCCACACCCUCUUUGAAAUCAUCUGCUUCCAGUUGUGGGAUUUCUCUAUAGAUGAUCUUUUUUUUCCUGGUUUCUGUAAGCCUAAUUUUCUUCGAUCUUAUUAGUUCCGUACAAGUCUCCCCGAGACAUUCUGCAGUCAUUAUCACCUUUUUGGGUGGAGUUUUAUUUUAAUUUUUUGGUUUGUUUGUUUUUUAAAUAACUUUUUAAUAUUGGUGCGUAUAUGCUUGGGAUAGAGCUCAUGUAAUUUUCCAAUCGUAUUGAUUGUAUGUGAUUGUGCCCUGCAGAGGUAUAUUUAACAAAAAUAAAAUAAAGGAUAGUCUAGGUAAUAAAAUGGAGA